UAGAGAGAGAGAGAGAGAGAAGCCAAGCCAAAGUAUGUUGUGUGUGUUUUCUCUCUCUUGUGUGCUUGUGGUGCGUCUGCUGUGCGUGUGACUUGGAUGAGUUCAAUAUAUAAAAAAGACAUUUUCCCCUUCGGUCUUGGUGUUGUAUUAGCAAGUAUUCUCCUCCUCGGUCUCGCCUUUGCACUCUCUCUCUCUCUCUCUCUCUCUCUCUAGACAGCCCAUCUCCUCCAUCUCCUUCGCCCCUCCUCCCCACCAUACCAGGGCCUCGAAGAAAGAUCGGACCUUGGCGCCGUUUGAGCUGGUGGGUCGUGUCCCUUACGGGCCGUACGUCGCGUUUGGUGAACAAAAAAAAUCGCGCCUUUCUUCCCUCGCGCGAUAUCUCCGCUGCGCCGAAGUAAACGGGGAGGCAUGAGGAUCAGGAAAAGGCAAGUCCCGCUCCCUCUGUCGGCCCUCUCUCCGGUCCCUCUCUCAGAUCCCCUCUCGAGCCGCCGCUCUUGCCUGGUGCAACUCCGGUCCGCCCAUGACGACGACGGAGCCGACGGCCCCACCAGUUCUCGGCCGUCUGAUCGACCCAAUCGGCCUCCCCGGCCGGUCGGACCCGAGACGGGAGGCCGGGAUUCGUCUGAUUCCACUGCUGCUCGGGAGGAGAACGAAAGGAAGAGAGGUUUUCCGGAGCUGUUGCUGCAAGAAGAGGAAGAAGAUGGAGGAGAGAAGAAGGGUAAUGAUUCCAGUGCAUUGGCCGUGGAAUAUCCGAGCGGAUCUCCUGCGAAUUCAUCUCCUUCCCAUCGAGCAGCGGAAAGAUGGUGUGAGGGGGAGAGAGUGUUUCCGCCGAAGAAGAGAAGAGGGAGUUUGGGCGAAACCGCGAUGCUAGAUGUUAAAGAUAGUGGCGGCAGCAAGAAGAUGAGGUCGGCCAAGUCGGGGAAUGCGAGAACGAGCAAGAAAGAUGCGAGGCGAGACGAUAUUGACGAGGACGAUGGCAGCGAAUUCGAAGAAGGGCGAGGCCAAGGAGGAGGGGAAGAGAAGAAGAUUGUGGUGGGUAUUGAGAGCUCCAGUGCGAAGAAGAGAGGGAGAGGCGGGGCCCUCAUGGAGGGUUCGAGGUGCAGCCGCGUCAACGGGAGAGGAUGGCGGUGUUGCCAACAGACUCUGGUGGGGUAUUCGUUGUGCGAGCAUCACUUGGGCAAGGGGAGGCUCAGGAGCAUGACGAGCGUCCGGAGCAAAAGCAAGAGACCCAACUUGCUGUCAUCGUCGCGAGCCAACGAACUAUUUCCAGAAGAGAGAGCUCUAGAUUCACUGGCGAAAGCGGAAGGCACCGAGGAUGGAGAUGAAGAAGAUGAUGGCGAUAUCGAGGAGAAGGUGGCAGUGAAGAAGAAGGUGAAGCUCGGGAUAGUGAAAGCUCGCUCCAUGAGCAGCUUGCUGGGCCAAGCAAGCAGCGCAACUGCAACUGCAACCGCGGAUGCACAGCGAUGAUGUUGGGAGAGCAUUGAGAAGCAUGUACGAGCACCAAGUCUAGGUUAGCAACAAUGCUAGCCAUGCUAGGAUUAGUUCAUGUAUUGGUAUGCAGCGAGUGAUUCGACAUACUUUCAUCGGGGUUUCGUCCACUUCUCAGAAAUAUCAACUCGCCGUCUGACACGUCGCUAAGUCUGUUUAUUUUGUGGAAGAACAUUAGCGUACCUAGCAUUGCGACAAUGUUGGGAAAAGAACUGAUGGAGGAACGAGAACGGAGGUGUGAGUAUUGAACUAGUAGGUCAACUGUUUUUAAUGUUAUCGAGCUGUAUUGUUUCAUGUAAGAAUCACAUAAAGAAAAAAGUGUGUUCUCUGAUGGUUUGUUUUCUUUGUUUUUGUGGGUGCUAUGGCCUUUUCUAAACGGAAGGGGUUUCGGUUUUCAAUUCUCGUUCAGAUUGGAUUAUUCCUA
This is a messenger RNA of Syzygium oleosum, 1912 nucleotides long. RefSeq lists its product as uncharacterized. The transcript is spliced from 4 exons. The coding region runs from base 409 to 1467 and encodes 352 amino acids. The record is from RefSeq and is a predicted model, not a curated record. NCBI's taxonomy places the organism in Eukaryota, Viridiplantae, Streptophyta, Magnoliopsida, Myrtales, Myrtaceae.